Molecule: messenger RNA, 1020 nt
Organism: Beauveria bassiana ARSEF 2860
Lineage: Eukaryota; Fungi; Ascomycota; Sordariomycetes; Hypocreales; Cordycipitaceae
Product: PWI domain-containing protein
Exons: 2
Coding region: 1-1020 (339 amino acids)
Biological process (GO): mRNA processing; regulation of mRNA splicing, via spliceosome
Cellular component (GO): spliceosomal complex
Molecular function (GO): RNA binding
Source: RefSeq, a predicted model, not a curated record
AUGCAGCCCGACAUCAAAAACAUUCAGAUUCAGCUUACCGGAUUUCUCGACAAAGAUACUGCUCCAUUUUGCAAGGAAUUGUGGAAGCUGUUUCUAAGCGCACAAGACAGCCCGCAAGGUGUCCCCAAGGAAUUGUUAGAAGCAAAGAAGCUGGAGCUCAUUCAAGAAAAGGCAAAGCGGCCGACGAUGCUAGAAACCGCCGCGAUGAACCCGAACGGCGCGUCCGCAAUAUGCCCCCUUCCUACGAUCAAGAUAGAAGAGACAGACCACGAGAUCGAGGCGAUAAUCGCCAAGGCCGCUGGAACGACCGCGCGUUCGACAAUCGCGGGGAUGCUAGACCCAAGCAGAGAUUGCGAUCUCCUGAUGUGCGAAAUCGGUUGCCCAGGGGUUCAUUUAAUGGCGAUAGCUACGUACCACGCGGACAAGAUGCACCACAACGUGGACGUGGACGAGAUCGCCGAUCUGCGCGGCCUCGCUCAACAUCAUCAUCCAGAAGAUCAAGUUCCCCAUCACGCAGUCGCUCUCGUUCCCCUCCGCGCCGACGAAGAGAUUCACCGCGACGCGGAAAUACGCAACGAAAGCGAUCGAGGUCCAGAUCACGCUCGCUUCGGCGACGCCCAGAUCGAUCAGGCCGACAUGAAGAUAAAGAUAGGUUACCUGUUGCAAAGAGAGCGCGCCGACAAGAUUCAAGAAGCAGAUCUCGUAGCAGAGGUCGAUCUUCAUCCGUAUCAUCUGCGUCUAGUCGCUCUAGAAGCUAUUCAUCGUCAAACAGCCGAAGCCGGAGCCGGAGCAACAGCAAAAGCAGGAGCAGAAGCAGGAUUGAAGGCAAUAGCAAGAGCAAGAGCAAGAGCCGGAGCAGGAGCCCAUCGUCCGGGUCGCCCGAGAGACGAGACAAUGCGAGAUCAACAGCUCGAAGACGCAACAGCUCCUCAGCAUCUGUUUCUCCACGCCGCGCUUGAUAAUCGUGCUGUCUCAAUAUGGCAAACUGGAAAAGAAAUCGAAAUACCAAUUAUGGGAUAA